Molecule: messenger RNA, 2693 nt
Organism: Pseudogymnoascus destructans
Lineage: Eukaryota; Fungi; Ascomycota; Leotiomycetes; Thelebolales; Thelebolaceae
Exons: 2
Coding region: 343-2334 (663 amino acids)
Biological process (GO): protein phosphorylation
Molecular function (GO): protein kinase activity; ATP binding
Source: RefSeq, a predicted model, not a curated record
GGGGAGGGGAGAGGUUAUAACUGAUGAAGCGGUGAGGCGGCGAGGUGCUGAGCCGCACGCUCUCCCUUACCAUUCCAGCCGAAACGAGGCUGUACAGCUAUCUGCGGCUGAGCUCAAUGCCCACCAUUAUCCAAAAUUGUCCAGAUACUGCGAUUCCACUCCAGCCUCGUUCAGCACUUCUUGGAUAUCUUCCUCUGCUGCUUCAAUUCAUCCUCUGCGCAGAAUCCGCGCGGAAUAUUGAAGCUGUGGAUUAAUUAAUUGAUUAAAACAAAUAUCCCAUACGCAUACCAUGGUCAUCGCUUCCACCAACCCCGCCGCCCCUCCCCCCACACCCAUAAAACCAUGACGGACGACCACCAAGACUCCCCUUGGCACCUAGUGCACCGCUCCCGCGCCGCGGCCGACGUCCAAAGCCGCGCCCAAAUCGAGCAAUGGAGCACCUCACAAAAAUACUGGUCCGGCACCGGCCAGAAACACAUCAAGCACACCGAGCUGAAGAGCAAAGUGCACGUUGACGGUCCCCUGGGCGCCGGCGGCGCCGCCUUUGUCGAGAGGGUCACAUAUGGCGCGGUCGCGAUGGCGAGGAAGAAGAUCGAUCGCCGACGACACCGCUAUACGACGCUGGAGCGGCUGAGGGAGGAGGCGGAGAUAAUGGAUAAGCUUGUGCAUCGCCAUAUUGUCUCCCUGGUGGGAACAUACACCCAGGGUGCGAAUGUGCUGUAUAUCCUCACCUACCCCGUCGCAGUAUGCGACCUACACCACCUCCUUGACGACAUUGAGGACCUCCACCUCGGCACCUCGGCCGAUGUCGAGGAUGCGGGUAAGCGGAUUGAGAUGCUCGGGUUUCGACAGGGCGGGGACGACGACGCGCUCGAGAAACAGGUCCACGCCUACCUCGUCUCGCUCCUGGGAUGCGUCACGGAGGCACUGACGUACAUCCACGCCCAGCGCAUCAGACACCAGGAUCUGAAACCGAGCAAUAUCCUCCUCGCGCCGGGACAGGUCUACCUCGCCGACUUCGGCAUCUCGCGAGACCUCAAGGACUCCAUGCACUCAGUGACGGACUCAUGCGUUGGCUUCUCGCUGGGCUAUGCAGCCCCGGAGGUGGAGGCGAGAGGCGUGCAUCACCCGGCGUCCGCGGAUGUGUAUUCCCUCGGCGCCGUGUUCCUCAACGUCGCAACAGUGGUGUAUGGCGAGACGCGCGCGCGGUGCGGGGAGGUGAUGCGCGAGAAGACGGGGAGUCGGAAGGCGACUAUCGAGGCAUACCUUGAGGAGCUGCGGCCGCGGGCGGUGAAGACGGGUAGGGCGGCAGAGGAGGCGUUGACGUGCUUGCCGAGGCAUUUGUUGGGGUUGACCGAGACGAUGUUGGCGUAUGAUCCGGAGAAGAGACCGAGUGUCCAGGAGGUGGGGGAGAGGUUGGUGGGGAUGGGGGGGAUUGAACAGGUGUAUCAUGGGGGGUGUUGUAAGAAGAGCUCGGCGUAUGUGUCGAAGCUUAUAGACAACAAACUCCAGCACCUCGCUCACUCAUCCACAGCAACUACCACUCGCCUCGCGACACUAGAAUCCGAGCGCGUCGCCGAUAAAGCACUCAUCGCCACCCUCACCACCACAAAUGAGACCCAUGAGGCUCGCCUCGUCAAAGAACGCAAUCACGUCGCUGAGCUCUACAAGAAGCAGCUCGCGCACCAGCAACUCGCCCUCGAUAUCGCACUGGCGAGGAAUAGGGCGCUUGAAGCCGAUCUUGCUGCUUUGAGAGGCCCGUCGCGCCGGGGGGGAGGGGUGAAGAAGGUUCGCCCCCCGAUGCUGAUGCAGAUGACUACGACGAUUGGCACGAUGACGCUGCCGCAGCCGACUACAAUGGCGCAGCAAGCCACGACGAUGGCGACGGUAGCAGCGGCGGCGCCACCAAAUAUACUUCCCCCCGAAGCAACACGCCCACCCCCCGGCCCGCUAAGGCGCCAAAGCGGACUCCCAGUCCCGGUACGCCCGUCGACGCCGCUACCGCUGAGAGUGCAGACGCCGACAACGCCGGUGAGGACGGUGGGGAGAGGGAAUGGGUCGGCGGAGAGUACACUGUUGAGUAGUGUGCAUUCGACUUUCUCGGUUGUGUCGAUGGCGUCGAGUGUUUCGAGUGUGGAGGGGGAGGGGAGUCCUGUUGUUGGGAGGGGGGAGAGUGGGGAUGUGGCGGUUGCGCAGGAUGGAGUGAAGGGGAAGGAGAGGGAGAGGGAGAGAGUGGCGGUUAGUGAUGUAGGGAGGGAGAGGGGGGAAAGGGAGAAGACUCUUGUGAUGACUUGGGCGGAGAGGGCGAGGGGGAGGGUGAAGGUGAAGGUGUAGGGGGGUGGUGGUUUAAACUCUGGUUAGAGAAUGAUGAGUGGGAGGUUGUCGUUGGCAAAAACAAUGCCCAGCUUGCUAAAUGAGGGAAAGGCCGUAGCGCUGGGGAGUUAAGAGGGGGACGAAGAUAUAGUAGGGAGGUUUGCUUCUCCGUAGCAAAACAGGAUGGGGAUGAACGACAUUAUGACCGAACGACGAGAGAUACCCAAAAGCGAAUCUAUAUACCCCAACAUAUACACGCGAGAUACGGAGGCAGCAUAAUAUUGGAUAUAUACCAAUCCUCAUUUGGCACAGAUAAAACUAUACCCAGGCUUAGCUGCAGACGUUGAUGCUCAAUCUCUCAAAAUAUACACUGCAUGACA